This is a messenger RNA of Tinamus guttatus (white-throated tinamou), 900 nucleotides long. RefSeq names its product GIPC PDZ domain containing family member 3 (gene GIPC3). Gene Ontology annotation, molecular function: protein binding. NCBI's taxonomy places the organism in Eukaryota, Metazoa, Chordata, Aves, Tinamiformes, Tinamidae. The record is from RefSeq and is a predicted model, not a curated record.
AUGCAGCUGGCCUUGGCCUCCGGGCGGGCGAGGGCACCUGCCAGCGCGUUGCCUCCUGCUGCCCCCCGCGCCCGCCCCCGCCUGGUCUUUCACACGCAGCUGGCCCACGGCAGCCCCACGGGCCGCAUCGAGGGCUUCACCAACGUCAGGGAGCUCUACGCCAAAAUCGCCGAGGUCUUCGGCAUCUCGCCCACCGAGAUCCUCUUCUGCACGCUCAACACGCACAAAGUGGACAUGCAGAAGCUGCUGGGGGGGCAGAUCGGCCUCGAGGACUUCAUCUUCGCCCACGUGCGCGGCGAGACCAAGGAGGUGGAGGUGACAAAGACGGAGGAUGCACUGGGACUCACCAUCACGGACAAUGGCGCUGGCUAUGCCUUCAUCAAGCGCAUCAAGGAGGGGAGCAUCAUCAACCGCAUCGAGACGGUGUGCGUGGGCGACAGCAUUGAGGCCAUCAACGACCAGACCAUCGUGGGCUGCCGCCAUUAUGAGGUGGCCCGAAUGCUGCGCGAGCUGCCCCGUGCGCAGCCCUUCACCCUCCGCCUGGUGCAGCCCAAAAAGGCCUUUGACAUGAGCGGGCAGGGGACGCGGACCAGCAAGUGCGCGGCCGAGGGCCGGGUGGCCAGCGGGAAGGAGACGCUGCGUCUGCGGGCGACGAGCGCUGCCACCCUCGAGGAGGGGCCCAGCGCCGCGGAGGAGACGGCCGCCCGGCGUGUGGAUGACCUGCUCGAGAGCUACAUGGGCAUCCGCGACGGCGAGUUGGCCUCGAGCAUGGUGGAGACGGCGAGGGGCGUGGGCAGCGCUGCAGCGCUGGCCACCGGGCUGGCCACGCUGCUGGGCGACUUCGCCUUCCCUGAGGAGUUCGUGGCCCAGCUGUGGGCGGCCGCGGGGCGCCCCGAGUAG